Molecule: messenger RNA, 2522 nt
Organism: Panicum hallii
Lineage: Eukaryota; Viridiplantae; Streptophyta; Magnoliopsida; Poales; Poaceae
Product: serine/threonine-protein kinase D6PK-like
Exons: 3
Coding region: 425-2218 (597 amino acids)
Biological process (GO): protein phosphorylation
Cellular component (GO): plasma membrane; cytoplasm; nucleus
Molecular function (GO): protein serine/threonine kinase activity; ATP binding
Source: RefSeq, a predicted model, not a curated record
GGUGUGGUUGGUUGCACGCCUGACUGAUUUGACUGAUUGGGGGCGGUCACCCGCUCCUUAGAUAGUCAGAUGCUGGGCUUCUUUCUUGAUCUGUUGUCGAUGCAAUGUCGCCCAUCGCUUGGAUCUGGUUCGUUUCGCUUUUCUUGACGCAUUUAAUGCCCCCCCUUGAGUUACUGCCUCCAUGUUCUGCGCGCUAGAUGUGGAUGCGAUGCUCUGCCUAGCUCAUGUGAUUCCGGUGUUCCUCCUCCACCGCAACCGAAGGACCUCUUCUUUCCAAGGGAGAAGGGGAGAGAGGGCUUCGUGAUUCUGCAGCUGUUCCAGAUGCCGAGGAACUCGAUUAAGGCAGUGAGUAGUCUUGCUAGAUUUUGGAUAAGGUGAAGUAAGGCUUGGGUGUCCUCUCAGAUUUGCAUUCGUGCAAGUCUACAUGACCAGCAUGUCUGUCGAGGCUGCAGAGCAGAAUGUGCCUGGACACCAGGUCAAACCAGGGGUUGAUCCAGUUCCUGCAAAGGAGAAGAAGAAAGAUGUGGACAGCACGCCCGAGCUUACUGCUAAGGAGAUUUUGGAGGAGCAAAAGCCCUCCCAUCGGCGGCAAGAGUCUUCUGCAUCUAUGAUGGACAAGGGUCCUUCCAGUGUUUGCUCAGACUCUGGUGUCCUGGACGAGCCGCUAACCCAGCAAGGCGAUUCUGGGGAGCUGAAAGAUGUUCAGAGCUUGGAUUGCAACGGUAACCAGGAGAAGAAUACAUCUCAGAAGAGCAGCAUAAGCGAGAGCUUUGUUUCAGCCAAAGCCAGCGAUGGGACAAACAGCCUGAGGAAGACCAGUGGCAGUGCUAAGAUCAGCGACCGAGCUGAUAUUCCGGAGAGUGGGAAGAGCAGCAUGUGCCGCCCGAGUGCAAGCAGCAACAUUAGUGAUGAGAGCUCGUGCAGUAGCAUGAGCAGCAACACAACAAAGCCGCACAAGGGGAGUGAUUCUAGGUGGGAAGCCAUCCGAGUGAUCAGAUCAAGGGAUGGCAUUCUUGGUUUGAGCCAUUUUAGGCUGCUGAAGAAGCUGGGUUGUGGUGAUAUUGGCAGCGUGUACCUCUCUGAACUGAAUGGCACAAAGAACCACUUUGCCAUGAAGGUCAUGGACAAAGGGUCUUUGGCGAGUCGCAAGAAGCUUCUUCGAGCACAGACAGAGCGGGAGAUACUGCAGUCACUGGACCAUCCGUUUCUUCCAACACUAUAUACCCACUUUGAGACAGAUAAAUUCUCAUGUUUGGUGAUGGAGUUCUGCCCAGGAGGGGACCUGCACACUCUUCGACAAAGGCAGCCUGGAAAGUAUUUUUCUGAGCAAGCAGCCAAGUUCUAUGUAGCAGAAGUUCUACUUGCACUGGAAUACCUGCAUAUGCUCGGUAUUAUAUACCGUGAUUUGAAGCCAGAGAACGUCCUUGUUCGGGAGGAUGGGCACAUCAUGCUGUCUGAUUUUGACCUCUCCCUUCGUUGCGAUGUAAGCCCUACUGUUGUCAAGUCUUCCAAUCCUGGACCAGAUGCCCUGCAGAGGAACAACCAAGCAUACUGUGUUCAGCCUGCUUGUAUUGAGCCGUCCUGCAUCCAGCCAGCAUGUGUCGCUCCAACUACUUGCUUUGGUCCCCGGUUUUUCUCCUCCAAGUCCAAGUCCAAGAAGGAGAAGAAACCAAAGCCAAAGCCUGAGAUUGUCAACCAAGUUAGCCCACUGCCUGAGCUCAUUGCGGAGCCAACUGAUGCUCGUUCCAUGUCGUUUGUUGGCACCCAUGAGUACCUGGCGCCAGAAAUAAUCAAGGGAGAAGGUCAUGGCAGUGCAGUGGACUGGUGGACUUUUGGUAUAUUCCUGUAUGAACUCCUGUUUGGUAAGACCCCUUUCAAGGGAUCAGGAAACCGGGCUACUCUCUUCAAUGUUGUUGGUCAGCCCCUUCGAUUCCCAGAGUCCCCAAUUGUGAGUUUCUCAGCUAGGGACCUGAUAAGAGGAUUGCUGGUCAAGGACCCACAGCAUCGUCUUGGCUACAAGCGAGGGACUACUGAGAUUAAGCAGCACCCAUUCUUUGAGGGUGUCAACUGGGCACUGAUACGGUGCGCGAGCCCUCCAGAUGUACCAAAGCCUGUUGAGCUGGAUCGCCCACCGAAGCCGGCCCCAGCUAAUGAUAAGGCGACUCCAGCUGCCAAUCAGAAGGGCACAGAUAACUUUCUGGAGUUUGAAUUCUUCUAGCAUUUUUUUUCCUUUAUCUUUUUGAAUGUGGGUUCGUGCAUGCAAGCUGGUGUAUAAAAGGAGGAAGAUCAGUUCGGAGGCGUAUCCUGUGAUGACCAGUGAUGAUCCGUUGUAGGCUGUAGCUCUAUUCUAAGUCUUGUUCUUUCUUCUGUUGAACUGCUUAUGAUCCAAUUUAUACGGGUCAAUGUUGCAAUUUUUAGAGAAUCUUGUGGUGCUUAAAGGACGCAGGGAAAUACUUUCACCCUGUCAUUGUAAAUCCUGUUUGAUUUGGCAUAAAUUGCAGCUGAAUUUUCUUCUUUGAGCA